GCAGCUGGCAACACCUGGCAACGCUGAAGAACCUGGCUGUAACCUGGCGCCGGCCCGAGCGAUCGGAGUCGGUUCAUUGUUCUUUCGACGCGGAGCGCAGACCCCGGUGCAGCCAAAGUGCAACUAUUUUCGUUAUUUGAGUUUUUCUAGCAAGCAUUUUGAAGCCAUGAAGUUCAGGUAUCCGACGCCGCGGCGGGAUGAAACUGUCGUGGACAUUUACCACGGCGUGAAGGUUGCAGACCCCUACAGAUGGAUGGAGGAUCCCGACAGCGAAGAAACGAAGGCCUUUGUAGAUGCUCAGAAUGCCGUCACAACACCCUUCUUGGAGCAGUGCAAGGACCGUCAGAAGAUUAAAGAAAGGCUACGGCAGCUGUAUGACUAUCCUCGCUUUGGCUGUCUCAAGAAGCAUGGGAAGCGUUACUUCUGCUACAUGAACACGGGGCUUCAAAACCAAAGUGUCCUUUAUGUCCAGGACUCUCUCGAAGCUGAGCCAAGAGUGUUCUUUGAUCCAAAUGAGCUAUCUGAGGAUGGAACAGUGUCUGUCAGCUCCACGAGUUUUUCUGAAGAUGGGGAACUCUUCGCGUAUGGCCUCAGCUACAGUGGGUCCGACUGGAUUAAGAUUUUUAUCAAGCGAGUGGCCACGGGUGAGAACUUUCCGGAGACACUGGAACGGGUGCGGUACACAGAUAUGUCCUGGACGCAUGACAACAAAGGCUUCUUCUAUGGUAAAUACCCCGAAAGUCUCCAGAAGGCCGACGGCACGGGGACAGACAAGGCGCAAGAUCAGAAGCUCUACUACCACCGCGUGGGCACACCGCAGACAGAGGACGUCCUUUGUGCGGAGUUCCCGGAGAAACCUCAGUGGAGAGUGGGUGGCCAAGUCAGCGACUGUGGCAAAUACGUAAUUGUGACCGUGGAAGAAGGAUGCAAGGACAACCAGCUCUACGUUGCUGACCUUUCCAAGCUCACUGAUGGCAUCAAAGACAAGCUGGAACUGAAGUGUCUGGUUGGCAAGUUCGAAGCGGAGUAUGACUACAUCACCAAUGAAGGCAGCGUGUUCACCUUCCGUACCAACAAGAACCGGCCACGUUACGGCCUGGUCAACAUCGACUUGGCUGACUGUGCAGAGCCUACACAGCUGUCUCCUUCUUAUAUAUUUUCUCCUCGAAGAGCUGUACAUGAAUCCUGGAAGGACCUAAUACUCCAGGAUGAAAAGGAUGUCCUGGACUGGGCAGCUUGUGUUCACAAGAACAAGCUAGUGGUCUGCUACUUGCGUGAUGUUAAGAAUGUGCUUCAAUUACAUGCUCUCCAAACUGGAGAAAAAAUCAUGGACUUCCCCUUAGAAGUUGGCACUAUCACUGGUUUCGCUGGUGAAAAGAAAGACCAUGAGAUUUUUUACUUUUUCACAUCCUUCCUGACACCUGGCACCAUCUACUACUGCGAUCUCAGCAAAGAGCCCAUCAGUCCCAAGGUUUACAAGAAAAUCAGUCCGCCUGGAUUUGAUGCCAGCAAGUUUGAGACCAAGCAGGUGUUUUACACAAGCAAGGAUGGAACCAAGGUCCCCAUGUUCAUUGUUCAGCAAAAGGGGCUGCCCAUCAAAUCGCCGUGCCUGCUGUAUGCCUAUGGAGGCUUCAACCGGAGCCUGCAGCCUUACUUCAGCGUGUCAUGCCUGCUGCUCAUGCAGCAUUUGGGCUUUGUGUAUGCCAUUGCCAACGUGCGUGGAGGAGGGGAGUACGGCGAGGCAUGGCACAAUGCAGGCCGCCUUUUCCAUAAACAAAACACGUUUGAUGAUGUUCAGUCAGCUGCUGAGUACCUCGUCGAGAACAACUACACCACCAAGGAGAAGCUUGUGGUGCAGGGUGGUUCCAAUGGAGGUCUGGUGGUGGCAGCAUGUGCCAAUCAGCGGCCAGACCUGUUCAAGUGCAUCAUCUGCCAAGUAGGAGUACUGGACAUGCUACGUUUCCACAAGUUUACCAUUGGUUAUGCGUGGACAUCAGACUAUGGAAGCUCAGAUGAUGAAAAAAUGUUCAAUUACCUGUACAGGUACUCGCCUCUGCAUAACAUACCGGCCGUGAUGGGCGAUGACGUCCAGUACCCCUGCAUACUGCUGCUGACGGCCGACCAUGAUGAUCGUGUUGUGCCAUGCCAUUCGCUCAAGUUCAUUGCUCAGCUGCAACACACCCACGGGAACUCCAACAAGCAGACGAACCCUCUGUUGAUCCAUGUCGACACCAAGGCUGGGCAUGGGCAUGGCAAGCCCAUUUCCAAAGUGGUAAGCAUUGGAAUCUUUGAAGCAGCUGCAGGGGACUUGUGAAGUGGCACGACAGGC
Messenger RNA from Dermacentor silvarum, 2329 nucleotides. Its product is annotated as prolyl endopeptidase-like. Gene Ontology annotation, molecular function: oligopeptidase activity; serine-type endopeptidase activity. Gene Ontology annotation, cellular component: cytosol. The record is from RefSeq and is a predicted model, not a curated record. The transcript has 20 exons. NCBI's taxonomy places the organism in Eukaryota, Metazoa, Arthropoda, Arachnida, Ixodida, Ixodidae. Gene Ontology annotation, biological process: proteolysis. Bases 167 to 2314 code for a protein of 715 amino acids.